AUGCAGAUCUGUGAGGGAUACCAUUUUGUACAGUCUAACUGGAAAGAAGGGGACAAAAUCUGCUUUUUCGGCUUCUCCAGAGGUGCAUACAUUGCCAGGGCUUUAGCCGGGAUGCUACAUAUGAUUGGGCUAUUGCUGGCCUUGAUGCCUGACGAAGUUGUGUUUGCCUUCAAGCAUUACAAGGACCAAAUAGAGAUGCAAAGGGUAUGGAACUAUAGACAAGAUCUCUGUCAUGCCAUUAAGAUUGAUUUUCUUGGAGCCUGGGAUACUGUUUCAUCUGCUGGCAUCCUUGUUUCUCGCAUGCUUCCCUAUUCCCAAGGCAACUCUUCCAUGAUAGUGUUUAGGCAUGCAAUGGCUCUGGAUGAGAGACAAGCUAGGUAA
Molecule: messenger RNA, 381 nt
Organism: Cantharellus anzutake
Lineage: Eukaryota; Fungi; Basidiomycota; Agaricomycetes; Cantharellales; Hydnaceae
Exons: 3
Coding region: 1-381 (126 amino acids)
Source: RefSeq, a predicted model, not a curated record